GUCAUAUUUCUUGUUCUGUAAUCUGUAACAAGGAAUAAAAUAAAAGAAUCUUUUGUUGAAAAUAGUUUCAAAAACAUUUAUUAACAUAACCAAAUAUUUAUUUGUUUUAAAGCAAAGUUGUAAAGUUAUUUCCCGUGACAUAUAAAACCAUAGUGAUUGUUUUUAUAUUCACCAAUAAUGGCAAAAAAGAAUAAGGGCGGUUCCAAAGCGAAUGUAUUCAAAGUAGCAGGAGCCAAAAGUUUAAAAAAAUCGAAAGCUAAAGCUGUUAACUUAGGAUUAAAAAACCUGAAACAAAAAGUUUCAGAUAUUGACAAACAAUUCUUAGAAAUAAGUAAAAAUCCAAAAUCAAAUGAAAAAAUCAAACCGGAAAUGAAGACAGUGCAGAAAAAAACUGAAAAGAAUAUUACUAAAGAAGAAGUAUCGGAUACUGCAGAAAAAAUUGUGAAAAUGGAUUUAUAACUGAAGGUUCUCUUUAUUUGUUAUUAAAUAAUAUAUUUAUUGUUAUUAUAAAUUGAUUUUACAAGUUUCUUUUUCUAUCCAAUGUUACUAAGCUUUUAAGUUCUAAUUAUCUUCUAUUUAGUGUCUUAAUUUUAGAUAAGUUCUCUCUAAGCUUAAGCACUACUUCAGGACACAUGCAAACUUGUUCUAAGACAUUCAAUUGUGAAAGUGUAGCCUUUUACUUCUUAAUAAUUUCUAAUGUAAUUAGAUAGACAAAUAAGCUGAUAGCACACAGGAUAAUAAAUGUUAACUGUAGCUUAUAUGAUCACCACUGCAAUAUCACAAUAUAAUGUUACACUAAUUAGACGUAUGUUGUCAUUCUGGAGGGCUAAGAUGUGAUGCAUCUUAUCCUGUAGUUUCACAACCUUAUCUCACCUUUCAACCUAAAGCUUAUUUAUGCUUAUAAAGUAAGUUACUUGUAUGCUGAAAUAGACACAAGUAGAUGACUUUUCACAAAGUCUAUUUUAGUGAAAAAUGCUAAGUGAAUAGGAAACUGACACAACUACAAGAUACCACUCUUAUAUUGAUAGGAAUCAGGCAGACAUCGCCUGGAAUUACAUUGAAUUUUUACAGAAUAUGUUGUUACAUAUAUGUUAAGGUGUAGUCUAAAGAAAGUUGGGAAUAAUCCCCUCAAAAGUGGGCCAUGAUAAAUUGUGUGAACAUUUUCAAUGUAUAUCUUACAUGCUUAUUAAUUCAUUCAUUAAUGGAAUAAUAGAUGGUGUCAUAUAGAUGCUUUAUUUAUUGCUGUUGUUUGCUCUCCAUGAAGAGUAGGGAGAAAGUAUUAAUAUAAAAAAACUACAUUCAAAGUCACUAAAAUGUUCUGCUUGAAUAAAUAAUUUCUGAUUUGAUUUAAAUAGAUGGCAGUCUACAAAAUGUUGUAAUCAUAACUAGAAUAGA
This is a messenger RNA of Achroia grisella, 1395 nucleotides long. RefSeq lists its product as uncharacterized. Bases 178 to 459 code for a protein of 93 amino acids. Gene Ontology annotation, biological process: ribosome biogenesis. Lineage: Eukaryota; Metazoa; Arthropoda; Insecta; Lepidoptera; Pyralidae. The record is from RefSeq and is a predicted model, not a curated record. The transcript is spliced from 2 exons.